CCUGGAACCAUCGGCGCAACCGGAAUUUCAACAGUUCUGCGCCACCACUCCACGCGCUGCGGCGCGAGCUAUCAAGGCGAGUGAUAACGGCAUGCGGGCUGGAGCCAAGGAAUUAGAAGAGCUGAUGGAUAGCGGUGCCCUAGAAGACGCGGUUGGCGGAGGAGGAGGGAGGAAGCGGAGGCCUAGAUGGUACGACGAGGUCCUAAAAAUGUAGGACGAGACGAUUGUUCCUAUCCAGAAUUCCUCAUGAUGUCCAAGUGCAACGCGUACAAGUUGUAGCUCGUGGUUAGUACAGAAAUGUUCAUGAAUAGCAUUUUUCAAUCUAUGAUCCACCAUAACAAACAAUCAGGUAUAAGCUCACCCUGCAUCGUCAAAAUCUGGCUCCGAUUGACGAAAGGGACAAGCCUUCAGUGGUGUCCAAUGCAGACGCGAAGAUUGACCCUAAGCCUCUCGCCGAAGCCCUUUUCAAGCUAACACCAGCACCGCCAGCAGCAGCUACAGUGACUGUUAUGGGAUGGGAAUAUCUAGAUCGUCGUAGAGUGUGUCUGCAGUUUUACAUAAGUAAGUAGCUGGUAUGGUGUCUAAUUAUUUGUUCCUCAUGGGAAAUGAAUUUUGAAUAUUGCCUCUACGCGAUCUGCACUUACUUAACUUCUAACAGCAACUACGACUUCAAGGCACAGCAACUGGGAGAUGAUCCUGACGACGAAGAAACUCCAGAGCAGAUCGCAGAGAAGAUGAGCGAUCUAGAUGACCGUCUAAUCGAUGAAAACACUCUGGAUGACGUUACACAGAGUUCUAUAAUUCCACCAAAUGCAGAUGUUGGGAGGCUGUUUUUGAUACCUGCUGUUCACCGUGCAAUGAGGAAUGUAGUGUCGGGUUAUGCUGGGGCAAGGGUGCGGAAGAGGAGAAGGAAGAAAGGAUCUGGAGAAGGUUUAGACGGACGGGCAAUGAAUUCUGAAAGAAAUAGCAGUUGUGCACAAGCCUUUGAGAGGAAGCAAAGAACAAGAACAGGCACGUUUUUUUGAUUGAGUGAGUCCUUGUUUUCAAUGUACGAUGGAUUGAGUUCUAGUUUCUUUUUGAUACAGUUGGAGUCUAGUGGCCGCGUUGCACAAGCGCCACGUCAACGAGCUA
Messenger RNA from Amoebophrya sp. A25, 1131 nucleotides. The record is from the annotation of a GenBank genome assembly. Lineage: Eukaryota; Dinophyceae; Syndiniales; Amoebophryaceae.